AUGAAGACGAUAUGCUCAGUCUUGGUCGUAGCAGUAUGUGGCCUUGUAAUAUCCGCAAAUGAAGAUGCUAAGCGGCUAUAUGAUGACCUUAUGGUCAACUACAACAAACACAGAAGGCCGGCCAGAAGUCCGACGGAGGCGGUGACCAUAUUUUUGAAGUUGAGGCUGUCGCAAAUUAUUGAUGUGGUAAGUAAGGUGCUUCUUUUGUAAGCAUAGCCUCUCAGCAUGAGCUCGAUCAAACGAUGACUUGUUCCGUGUGGCUUCGACAGGAAUGGAAUGACCACAAGUUAUCAUGGGACCCUCAAAAUUACGGAGGCGUCUCCGUUCUCUACGUUCCAUACGAAAUGAUAUGGGUGCCAGACAUUGUACUGUAUCAAAGGUAGAUUUGAGGUCAUUCAACAUUAUUGCCUUUUGAGUUUAGUGCAGAUAGCAAUUACAACAUUACGAUUAGCACGAAAGCGACGUUACAUUACACUGGAAGAGUGAUCUGGGAGCCUCCGGCGAUCUUCACUUCACUUUGUCAAAUUGAUAUUUUGUGGUAAGGCAAAGGAGGAUCUGAAUGUUUUAUGCGGAGCCAAGGCUAUUUUAGCUCCACCUGUUCAAUAGGAAAAGUUUUUCUUUAAGUUUGUGCGAAAAUCCCCUGGUAUUUUACCUUAUUUCAGGUUCCCGUUUGACGAGCAAGAAUGUCAGCUGAAAUUUGGCUCUUGGACAUAUCCCGAGAGCCUGUUGAAGGUCCAAUUAUUGGAUACAGCGGCCGUUGAAGUGGAGGAAAUCAAUGAGAAAGGGGAGAAAGAAAACGUAACAGUUGUGGAGAAUGGAAUCGGCAAGUAGCUUAUGCACAUGAUGACCGAUUUCAAAAUUCAGAUUUAAGCGACUAUUAUCCCUCUGUGGAAUGGGACAUAAUGUCGAGAAAGGCGCGGCAAAGAGCCAAGACCUAUCAGAGUUGUUGUCCGGACUCUGGAGCUUUUGUGGAGGUCAAUGUAAGUUCACAAAAUGUUAAUUAUUUGUUACGGACGGCAAAAAAUAUAGCUUCUCUUUCUUCUAAUUUUGUUUCAGUUCUACCUCCUCCUCCGACGUCAGCCUUUAUUCUACACUGUGAACUUGGUAUUCCCAUGCGUUGGAAUCUCUUUCCUGACCAUUUUGGUGUUCUACUUGCCAGCGGAAUCCGGGGAAAAAGUCUCGUUGUGUAUCAAUAUUUUGGUCGCUCUCACCAUGUUCUUCUUGCUCUUGGUAAGCCAUAAAAAGGAUCUAUCCACGCUCUUGGAGCUGAUACCAAACUUUUAGACCUUUCAUCGAUGAGGUCACCACGUGAUACGAUAUGUAAUUUACAACCUCAAACCCUCGUCUGUUCCUAGAAUAUUUAUUUUCAGAUCGAAAUCAUCCCUGCCAACAGUAUUACCUUGCCAUUCGUCGGAAAGUAUUUAUUAUUCACUAUGAUAAUGGUGACAAUGAGCGUCUUUGUCACGGUGGUCUGUAAGUUUGAACUUACGAACUCUCUCGCUGCAAUGAUCGUUGAAUAAAAGAAAGAUUACAGCCAACAAACUAGAGGCUCUUUAAAUCUUGCGAGCCCUUAAAUUUUAGCUGGCGGCCUGCUGAAGCAACCCAGAUAUUCAGCAAUUUUUGCAGACGAGAGAUUAUAGUGGUUAAAGAAGAGUAUAUGUAUAUUAGUGUCUUGCCAAGUCUUUUUUUCCACUGCAUAUUGAAAGAAUUUAUCUUUUUUGCAGAGAUCUCCUCUUCUCCAAAGGCUUUAUGUCAAUUUUUCAGCGCUACAACUGCAUUUCCGCAAACCCACCACACAUAUAAUGGGCGAAACCACCAAGAAAAUAUUUCUUCGUUGGUUGCCCAAGGUUCUAUUCAUGCGACGCCCGCUCAGCGAGAAUAAUGAGUCGCUGAGGCAUGGGGAUUCAAAGAAAUACAACACGAAAGGUAAUAGUUUCGUAAAAAAAAUGAGCUCACUUCAAGGCGAGAAAAUAGUGAUAAAUUACCAUGAACAUCGGGUCUCCCGUGACCUCACGAUAAGAACCACGGCCAAGCACAGCUCCGCGAAUCGGGAAAUCCAAGACAUUUACAACUCUCCGCCAGUCUUGAAGUCGUUUGAAAACGUCUGUUUCAUCGCUGAACUGUUGAAGAAAAAGGAUCGGGAUGACAAAGUAGGUUGUGUAAAACACUGUAUUUUAUUGUGCAAGUGUUUUUUUUUUUGAAAUGAUAGGAUCUUAAAAAAUGAAAAAAGGCUUUUUGUCGAAGAAUAAAUGGGGAAUUUUUUGGGCGAGAGUAUUGCGCGUCUUUUCUCUGACUUAUCUGUAAAAAUCAAGACGAUGUGUAAAAAACCGAUAGCGAAGAGACUGAAAAAUUAAAAAAUAAACAAAAGUUUCGGCCGUUGUCCCCAGCUUCGGCCGCUGAGAACACUUUUUCUCUCUCAGGCUUCAAUUUCAGGUCGAUGAAGACUGGAAGUACGUGGCGAUGGUGCUGGACCGUCUUUUCUUGAUCAUCUUCUCGAUCGUUUGUUUCGUGGGCACGGGUGUGAUUCUGAUGCAAGCCCCCACUUUCUGGGACGAACGACAGCCCGUCCCGCUUGUCGUUCGGGAAAACAACUACACUGCCGACCCAGUCAAUCAUUUCCGGUUGUUUUGA
Bursaphelenchus xylophilus (pine wood nematode) is the source of this 2631-nucleotide messenger RNA. Lineage: Eukaryota; Metazoa; Nematoda; Chromadorea; Rhabditida; Aphelenchoididae. The record is from the annotation of a GenBank genome assembly.